This is a messenger RNA of Lymnaea stagnalis (great pond snail), 666 nucleotides long. The record is from the annotation of a GenBank genome assembly. Lineage: Eukaryota; Metazoa; Mollusca; Gastropoda; Lymnaeidae.
GGAUCCUGGCAACCUCAAUCUCAGACCUGCCAGUGCUCCGGGGGACGAGUCGGUCUCCGCUGUGAAAGAUUCGGGGAGAGUUGCAAUGAACUGUUUCAAAUGGGCUACCCAGCGGGCAUCAGAAGACCUUACUUCAUCCAGCCAUCCGGUGUAGCUCCAUUUUUAACACAUUGCGCUAAAAAUGCUGGUGAAGUAAGGACCGAUGUCUUCUUUCACCCAGCAGAAGGUUUGCUUAACUUCAACCGUUCUUUAAGCGAUUAUGUCACUGGUUUUUACUAUAACACCAGCGAAUUCUGGAUCGGAUUGGAGAAGAUGUACGUGCUCAAUACACUCGGAAGACUUACAAGCAUCUGCUUUUAUAUUGCGUUCAACGAAAGCGGUAAUUUCCAGUUCCUAUUCAGGGGAGUGACUAUUGGAGAUGCAAGCAGCGAUUAUUCUUUCAACUACACGAGCGUGAAAUAUUCAGACUUUGGCCCACUCGCAAACAAUGCGACAAUUUCAGAUUGUAUCCCCAAAAGCGGAAAACCCACGCCAUUUUCAGCCCACGACACAGACAACGAUGCUGAGCAGAUGGAAAACUGCGCUGAAAACUCAGGAGCUGGUUGGUGGUUCUCAACUUGUGACCCUGACCCAGUCUGCAAUCCUCUGGGUGCCCCAGUUAAGCCA